GCGCGCGGGGCCAGAGGCAGCAGCCGCCGGGCAGUCCACCCUCCUCGGACUAUUGUUGCAGCUGGCGAGAGGAAGAGGGGCGGGAGAUGGAAGAUGGAAGAAAGCGACGGUGGGGGAGAAACAUUUGUUUGGGUUAAUGGUGCAUCAACUCACUCCCAGAGUGUUGCCAAGGCCAAAUAUGACUUUUUAUUUGGUGGAUCAGAAAAUGAAACUACUUCAGAAUCUGGUAGCCAUGGAGGUAGUGCUCUUCUCCCACACAACAUCAAUGAAUUCCCGGAAUAUGGGACUGUAGAAGAAGGGGCUGAAAGGCUGGAAAAAUCAUCUGAGAUUCAUGGGGAAGACAUAACGAGCACUUUGGAUGGGCAGUUGAGUGAUCAGAUGCUCUGUGGACCUUAUGAAAAUGGCAGCCCUGGUGAUGGAAUGGAAACAGUUUCUGAGGCGUUGCAAAACCUCCCCAAAGAGGGAGAAGAGUCCCAGCUUCUUGGCAAACAGAGUGAGGUUACAAACAUUUCUCAAGAUUUAGAAUCAGAAAAGGCCCAGGAUGGAGGCAGUAAUAUUUUUGGUUCAGAGAUACAAACGGAGAGAAGGACUGGCAGAGCAGUUGAAGAGGCAGACAGGGAGAAAGUUCUUGCAGGACAAGAAAAGCCAUCAGAAAUGCCUCUUCCAUCUGAAAUAAUGGCAGAGAAGAAAUUGUACUGGAUCACAGAAGAAGACUCUAUGGUCUUAACUGUGGAAAUUCAGCCUGUGACCUUGCAAACUUCUGGUGGUGGAACUGAGGAAAUCCACAAAAUAUGUGAAAGGAGAAGUUGCAUACCUUUGGCUGGUCCAGAGGACAAAAGCUUGGACAUUGAUGGUGGUGUUGGGGAUGCCUGGGUAGAUUUUGAGCAGGAGUUUGCCGUGGGUGAUGCAGAAAAAACAGAACGGUUCCCUGAGAUGAGGAUAUCAAAAGAGACAGCUGUGAACAAACAUGUGGAAUUUCAAGGGGUGGAAAUUCUUUGGAUACAAAAAGCUGAGGAACAGAAGGAAAAGGGGCAUUCUGAGAUGGGUAGUGUAGAAAGGAGAACUUUCUCCACCUUGUCAAACCAUCACACGUCAUACAUUCCCUCACCAGGAUCAAUUGGCUUGCCUGAUCGCCCUUGGAAUGUAUCCUGGGAAAACCUCAAGCCAUUGACAUCCUUGACAAAAGGUGAAGAAGAUGAAGUCUUUGCAACUGAAGAAAAGAGUUGGGCUCAGGAAGGAAAAUCUGUGCCAGAAAAGGACAGGCUAAUGGAGGAGGAAGAAGUGCUCAGUGGGAGAAUGGAAGAUGUCCUUGGGCAGCUCUCUGAAGUCUCCACAGAUGUGUACAGCUCCCAGUUUGAAAGCAUUCUGGACAAUGCGUCUUUAUAUUACAGCGCCGAGUCACUGGAAACGUUAUAUUCUGAGCCUGACAGCUACUUCAGCUUCGAAAUGCCACUUACUCCAAUGAUCCAGCAGCGUAUCAAAGCAGACACUCAGUUUUUAGAAAGGACUCCUGAAGGGGAGAUGAGGAAGGACUCCUGCAAUGGAGUCGCCAACGGUCUUGGAGAUGUUAAAGGGCCAGACGUCGUCGUGGCUUGUCAUUCAGAAAGCAAUGCAAGACUGGAAUGUACUACACCGUUAGAUGCCACAGGGGACAUGAGGAGCCAUGAUAUUCUGGAAAAAGAGGGACAUGAAAACUUGAGCCAUGACUUCAUCAAUGGCACAACCGGUGGCAACCUGGAAGCUGCACGGAGGCUGGCAAAGCGCCUCUAUCAUCUGGAUAGAUUCAAGCGGUCUGACGUGGCAAAGCAUUUGGGGAAAAACAACGAGUUUAGCAAGCUUGUAGCUGAAGAAUACCUCAAGUUCUUUGAUUUCACAGGCAUGUCUUUGGAUCACUCCCUCAGGACAUUUUUUAAAGCCUUUUCCCUCAUUGGAGAAACUCAGGAAAGAGAGAGGGUUUUAGUUCAUUUCUCCAGCAGAUACCAUCAAUGCAACCCCACUGCUAUUUCCACACAAGAUGGAGUCCAUUGCCUCACAUGUGCAGUGAUGCUGCUUAACACCGACCUUCAUGGCCAUAACAUUGGCAAAAAGAUGUCCUGUCAAGAAUUCAUUGCCAACCUGCAAGGAAUGAAUGAAGGUACAGAUUUCCCAAGAGAACUCCUGAAGGCUCUUUACAAUUCAAUCAAAAAUGAAAAGCUUGAGUGGGCAGUAGAUGACGAAGAGAAGAAAAAAUCCCCUUCUGAUGGGACUGAUGAGAAGGAUAAUGGAAACCAGUCCAAGUCUGUUGGUCGCAUUGGCAAUUCCAAUAAUCCUUUCCUGGACAUUCCUCACGAUCCCAAUGCUGCUGUGUACAAAAGUGGAUUCCUGGCUCGUAAAAUCCAUGCUGACAUGGAUGGAAAGAAGACCCCACGAGGGAAGAGAGGAUGGAAGACCUUUUAUGCUGUCCUUAAAGGAACUGUGCUUUAUUUGCAAAAGGACGAAUACAAACCAGAGAAGGCUUUAGCAGAGGAUGACCUUAAAAAUGCUGUCAGCGUGCACCAUGCGCUAGCAUCGAAGGCAACCGACUAUGAGAAGAAGCCCAAUGUCCUGAAGCUGAAGACAGCUGACUGGAGGGUGCUGCUUUUUCAAGCUCAGAGCCCUGAAGAAAUGGAGUCCUGGAUCAAUAAGAUCAAUUCUGUGGCAGCCGUUUUUUCUGCCCCGCCAUUUCCAGCUGCAAUUGGAUCCCAGAAGAAAUUUAGCCGCCCUCUCUUACCUGCCUCCACCACCAAAUUAUCUCAGGAUGAUCAGCUCAAAUCCCACGAGAGCAAACUGAAGCAGAUCUCUACUGAACUAGCUGAGCAUCGUUCCUACCCACCUGACAAGAAACUGAAGGGCAAGGAGGUGGAAGACUACAAGUUGAAAGAUCAUUAUUUGGAAUUUGAGAAAACUCGUUAUGAAAUCUACGUGUCUCUUCUCAAAGAAGGAGCAGGAAAGGAGUUGCUGAGUACCAGUGAGAAUGAUGGCCCUGGACUGAAGAAAUGCCACUCCAGCCCCUCAUUAAAUCAGGAGUCUCCUGUUAGUGCCAAGGUGAAGCGUAACAUCUCUGAGAGGAAGGACUAUCGACCUGAAACUCCCAGCAUCAAGCAGAAGGUUACUUAAGGAAACUAAGGCAGGCUGGAGGAUCACAUACCACUCUCUCUUCGAUAACCUGUCCUUUGCAAAACAAACAAAAAUUAACACAUCUGCCUGAAUGGGUGUUAGUGACAUUUUUCAGUUGCAAAUUUUGUUGUUUCUGUACAGGUUGUUGAAAAUGUUUUGGCUUCUAAGUUGCAUUUGCCUAGUUAAGUUAUCAUAGAGCAAUUGAUCCAGUCCUCCUUUUUUUUAAAUAAGAA
This is a messenger RNA of Candoia aspera, 3368 nucleotides long. Its product is annotated as PH and SEC7 domain-containing protein 3-like. The coding region runs from base 94 to 3135 and encodes 1013 amino acids. NCBI's taxonomy places the organism in Eukaryota, Metazoa, Chordata, Lepidosauria, Squamata, Candoiidae. Gene Ontology annotation, biological process: regulation of ARF protein signal transduction. Gene Ontology annotation, molecular function: guanyl-nucleotide exchange factor activity; protein binding; phospholipid binding. Gene Ontology annotation, cellular component: ruffle membrane. The record is from RefSeq and is a predicted model, not a curated record. The transcript has 16 exons.